Molecule: messenger RNA, 2823 nt
Organism: Mucor velutinosus
Lineage: Eukaryota; Fungi; Mucoromycota; Mucoromycetes; Mucorales; Mucoraceae
Exons: 16
Coding region: 1-2823 (940 amino acids)
Biological process (GO): DNA replication; DNA repair
Cellular component (GO): DNA replication factor C complex; nucleus
Molecular function (GO): DNA clamp loader activity; DNA binding; ATP hydrolysis activity
Source: RefSeq, a predicted model, not a curated record
AUGGGAAUCGAGAAAUACUUUUCAAAGAAGCCAGCCACUGAAAAGAAACCAGCAACCACAUCUGCUCCUGCUCGCAAGAGGAAAGCUACUGAAGAAUUCGACCAAGAUCAGGAUGAUGAUUUCCAACCUUCCUUAGUUUCAAAGCCUGUUUCCAAAGGGAGUAGUGAUAAAAAUGCUGUUGAUCCAAAGGCAUUCUUUGGCGGAUCCAAGGUGACAUCCAAAAAGCCCACAGCAACCACAUCAACUGUAACCAAAGCAACUGAAUCAAAGCCCAAAGAAUCUGCUAUUAAAACCACCAAGCCAGCAACCAAGGCAUCAACAUCUAAAUUGAACCCUGUUAUCAAACUUAAAUCAGCAACCAAACGCAAAGCACCUGUAGCGUCCAGUACUAAAAAGAAGCGUUCCAAUGAUGACAGUGAAGAUGAUUUCAAAGAUGAUGGUACUAAUAGCGACGACGAUGAUUUUGAGGAUGAUCAUGAUGCUAGCCAUGAUGAAGAUGAUUUCGAAGACGAGCCUGAAGAAGAGACUCGCCCUCAAAAGAAAUCCAAGAAAUCUAGUUCACCCGUACCCACCAAAAAACCCGCAGCCAAGAAGGCAGCACCUUCCAAGAUCCAAAAAGAGGUGGAUGUGGAUGCUACAGAAGUUGAAGAGAAGCCCAAAAAGAAGAAUUACUUUGCCAUGUUGAAGAGUCAAGAGCCUCCUAAAGCUUUAGGCACUCGUCCUGAACCAGUCGGUGCUCCCAACUGUUUUGCAGGAAUGACAUUUGUUAUCUCUGGCCAGUAUGAAACAUUGACAAAAGAACAAACCAAGGAUAUCAUAAUGAGAUAUGGCGGACGAGUUACUUCAGCUGUCAGUGGUAAAACGACCUAUCUCUGUUACGGAAGAGAUGCCGGUGAGACAAAAUUAGCCAAAGCCAAGACCUUAAACACCAAGUUGCUUGAUGAAGAUGCCUUUUAUCAUCUUGUUGAGUCAUCCAGCGAAAAGAAGGCUGUUCCCAUUGUCUCACCCAUGCCUGCUAAAGCUACAUCCGUUGCUGCCAAAGCUAAAAUAGCCACUGUUCCAACUCCAACUAAAGAGGCAAACCAAACACAAUUAUGGACUGAAAAGUACAAGCCAACUGAAAUCAAAGACAUUGUUGGUAAUAAGGAGAUGGUGCGUCGUAUCAACGAAUGGCUUGAACACUGGCAACAAAACUACUCUCGAGGAUUUGAGAAUUCUGGUGAUAACAUAAGCGACUAUAGCGCUAUUUUGCUUAGUGGUCCUCCUGGUAUCGGUAAAACCACAACAGCUACGGUCGUUGCCAAUACCAACGGUUAUGAGCCUCUCGAGUUCAAUGCAAGUGAUGUUCGCAGCAAGAAGGUUUUGGAAGAAAGCAUUACUGAAAUGAUGGAUAACCAUACCAUGACUGAAUUUUUCCAGCCCAAUGGCAAGGAUGGAGCAGCAGGAAAGAAGAAGGCUGCUGAGCCUAGAUUGCUCAAGGGUAAAAAGGUCGUGUUGAUCAUGGAUGAAGUUGAUGGCAUGUCUGCUGGUGAUCGUGGUGGAGCAGCAGAGUUGGCUCAGCUUAUCAGAAAAAGCAAGAUUCCAGUCAUUUGUAUAUGUAACGAUUCGAGAUCACAAAAGGUCGCUCCCUUAUUGAGAGUAUGCUUUGAAGCCAAAUUCAGAAGAACACCUGCUGCCCAAAUUCGUUCUAGAAUCCUGACCAUUGCAUACAAGGAGGGUCUUCAACUUCAGCCUAAUGCAGUGGACGAAUUGGUCGAUUCGACUCAAAAUGAUAUCAGACAAGUCAUUAACAUUUUGUCUACUUAUCGCCUAAAAGAAGCUGGUAUGGACUACGACCAAGCCAAAAAAGUUGGCAAAGCGAAUCAAAAGCAUUCCAUCCUUGGCUUGUUUGAUAUUCCCGGCGAGCUCAUCACAUCUGGAGGUUGGAGAUCAAAGACUUUGACUGAAAAGUACGAGAUCUAUUUCCACGAUUAUGCUCUCUCGUCUCUGAUGAUUCAGGAAAAUUACUUGAAAAGCACACCUGAAUUGGCCACCUCACAGACAGGCAAUCCAAAAGAAAGAGAUUGCAAUGAGAUGGAUUUAAUUGCAAAGGCAGCUGACGCUAUUGCCGAUGGCGAUCUCGUCGAUACCAUGAUUCACGGCACUGUUCAACAUUGGUCUCUCAUGCCAGUUCAUUCCAUCUUUUCAUGUGUUCGACCAGCAAGUUACAUCAGAGGACAAGUCAGAACCAGAUACGGUUUUCCUGGAUGGCUUGGUCAAAACUCAAAGGCACAAAAGUUUGGUCGAUCAUUGAGCGAUGUACAAACUCGCAUGCGAUUGAAGGCAUCCGGAGACAAGUUUGAAAUUAGACAGAAUUAUAUCCCUACACUGAAUGAUCGUAUAUUUGGACAGUUGAAUGAGGACAACUUUGAAGGCGCGAUAGAAGUGAUGGAUGCUUAUCAUCUAGACAGAGAAAAUGUCGAUGCUCUUAGCGACUUGACAUUUGCCCCUGCAGGAAAGCACCCCAUGCAACAGGUUCCCAGCAAAACCAAAACUGCAUUUACAAGAGCCUACAAUGCUCAAUCGCAUCCCAUCUUGUUCCAAAUUGGCGGGGCCCCAAUCAAACGCUCUGUUUCUGGACCUAGAGAAGAUGCAGUAGGCACUAUUGUCGAGGAUGACGAGCCUAUUGGUGAUGAUUUAUCAGAGGACGAAGAGGAAACUACAAGCGAACAAGACUUGCAAGAAAUCAAAAAGUACUUGAAGGAAGUACCCAAGAAGAAGAAGGCUGCUGCUGCCUCAGGAAGUGGUCGUGGAACAAGCAAGAAAUUAAAAACCAAAAAAUAA